Opisthocomus hoazin is the source of this 2013-nucleotide messenger RNA. Lineage: Eukaryota; Metazoa; Chordata; Aves; Opisthocomiformes; Opisthocomidae. The record is from RefSeq and is a predicted model, not a curated record.
AUGGGCAGCAUCAUUGGAACCAUGGGGUGCAGCAGUUCUGUAGCUGACAGAAGGUCAGAGAAAGUCAUUAGAGCUGCCAUCCUCAUCCAGAAUUGGUACCGCUUUACAAUGGCCCGGCUAGAGAUGAGGCGCCGCUAUUCUUUGAGUAUCUUUCAGUCAAUUGAAUAUGCUGAUGAGCAAGAUCAACUACAGCUAUCCAACUUCUUUACAUUCAUGCUGGAUCACUGUACUCAUCCUGAUUCAGUUUCUCACAUUUUCACCAGCCCUAGUGUUGCUCAAGUGGUGGACGAAGGCUUAUGUUUAACAGAAUUUGAGAAGAUGAUUGAUGUUCCAGAUUCAUAUUAUGGGCCACGACUCUCAUUCCCCCUUACUGUUGAAGAUGCCAAUGCUCUCCUUCACGCUUUCAGAAAUGAACAGCUGCUUCAUGCCCGCUAUGUACUGCAGCUACUAUGUGAAACUAGGAGGGUUCUCAAGGAGAUGCCAAAUAUCACCCAUCUUUCAACUUCCUACUCCAAGGAGAUAACUGUCUGUGGAGAUUUGCAUGGAAACCUGGACGAUCUUUUGUUGAUAUUCUAUAAGAAUGGUCUGCCUUCAGAACAAAACCGUUAUGUCUUUAAUGGUGAUUUUGUUGACAGAGGGAAAAAUUCUAUGGAAAUACUUAUAAUCCUAUUUGCAUUUCUGCUUAUCUACCCCAACGAUUUACACUUGAAUAGAGGAAACCAUGAAGACUAUGUCAUGAACCUAAGAUACGGCUUCACAAAAGAAGUUUCUAAGAAGUACAAGGACUAUGGGAAACAGAUUUUGUGUCUUCUGCGAGACGUCUUUAGCUGGCUUCCCCUCGCCACUAUAAUUGAUAGCAAAGUUCUUAUUCUGCAUGGAGGGAUUUCAGACACUACGGAUUUGGAUUUCCUGAAUGCACUUGAGAGAAGUAAGUUGAAAUCUUUGAUGCGGCCACCAAAAUCAGGGGGAGACAGACAGGACCAAGUGACAGAGAGAAUUCCCACGACCAGACCCAGUGCACACAUUGCCAACCGGAAUGUUGCAGGAAACACACAACACAUCUCUUCAUCGGGCUCUACUGAGCCUUCAGGCUCAAAUUCUUCUUCAGACCCCACCCUGAAGGAAUGGAAACAAAUCCUUGACAUUCUCUGGAGUGAUCCAAGAAGCCAAAAUGGCUGUACACCAAAUAAAUGCCGAGGAGGAGGUUGUUACUUUGGCCCUGAUGUCACUGCCAAGCUGUUUGAAAGGUAUAAUCUGAAGAUGCUCAUCAGGUCUCAUGAAUUUAAGCCGGAAGGUUAUGAGAUCAGUCACGAUGGGAAGGUUAUCACUAUAUUUUCUGCCUCCAACUAUUACGAAGAGGGGAGCAACCGGGGAGCGUACAUCAAAUUGAAUCCUGAACUGAUUCCUCGGUUUGUACAGUAUCGAGUCAGCAAGUACACACGCAGGCAGCAUCUUCGGGAGAGGGUGGGUACAAUUGAAUCAGCUGCCUUGAAGUCCUUACGAGAGAAGAUUUAUGCUCACAGGUCUGAACUCAGGAGUGCUUUUGCACAGUAUGACCCCAACAGCACAGGCAAGAUUUCCGUCGAUGACUGGGCUGCAGCGAUGGAGUCUGUCCUGCAGCUGGAACUGCCCUGGAGGAUGCUGCGGCCGCAGUUAGCACAGAUGGACCCAGACGGAGACAUUGACUUCAUGUCAUGUUUUUACGAUUUGAAAAUAGAUCAACCUAUAAAAGAGGUUCAGCCAGCCUUGGCGGAAACCCUGUGCAGAUACAGAAAGGAUCUGGAGAUCAUCUUUAACAUCAUUGACAAAGAUCACUCAGGUCUGAUUUCUCUGGAGGAGUUCAGCCAGACAUGGAGACUCUUCACUGCUCACCUGGGCAUCGAUGUGUGCGAUGAGGCCCUCGACAAGUUAGUCCUCAGCAUAGACUACAACAAAGACGGCCACAUCGACUUCAAUGAAUUUUUGGAGGCCUUUCAUGUGGUUCACAGACUGGAGAAAAAGGCAAACUCAUGA